Molecule: messenger RNA, 2030 nt
Organism: Myotis lucifugus (little brown bat)
Lineage: Eukaryota; Metazoa; Chordata; Mammalia; Chiroptera; Vespertilionidae
Gene: LTA
Product: lymphotoxin alpha
Exons: 4
Coding region: 861-1466 (201 amino acids)
Biological process (GO): immune response
Cellular component (GO): membrane
Molecular function (GO): tumor necrosis factor receptor binding
Source: RefSeq, a predicted model, not a curated record
UUUAUCUGCCGUUCACAAGCAGGAAGAACUAAUCGAUGGUGAGAGGUCAGGGUGGCUGCUGUCCUUGGAGGGCACUAACUGGGAGGGACCUGAGAAUAUGCUGAGGUGGUGGCUGCGUGGCUGCAAACAGGCGGAGGCCUGCCAGGCUGCUGCCUGAGAAGAGGAGCCCCUCACAUACUAACAUGGAGACGCUGGGUCCCUCACACUGAAACAGCGCACUGGCUCUCCAAAUGCAGCCUCAAGGCCGGUGGCUCGGCUGCCACACCCCUCCAUCCCGGGAGGUGUUUGUGGGGGGUUCUGGAGACCCGAUCUGUGGGGGCCCGAAGGGAAGGCCGGGUGUGCGAUGCAGCAUCGUGUGUGGGUGGGGACCGUGCGUGUCUCCCAGGACAGCAGACAAGGGUCCCAGGCUCCUUGAUAUGAAACUUGACAUGAAAGUUCACACUGGGACAACGGGGCUGGAGCAUUUGGGACAGACGGUGCAAGAGGAGCGGUGGGCCCAGAGAGAAGCCUGCAGCCAGAGAUGCCGGGCUGUCACACGUAACCGCUCUCCAGGCAGCCAGGCCUCCAGCCCACACCCAGCUGCUGCCCUGGGCUCCCCGAAUUCACCGUCCUUUUCUGGAACUCCUAAGCCUGACCCCACUCCCUGGCCCUCCCGGCCCACAAGUCCCCUGACCCCACACCCUUUCCCAGAACCCAGCCGUCCGCGCAGCCUGCGGUUCUCUGGGGCCUCAGCCUUCCUGCCUUCGGCUGAAAGGCAGCACCUCUGAGCCCUGGGGGCUUCCCCGGCCCAGCCGGCCUAGAACCGCCUGCCGCUGCCGCUUCCUCUAUAAAGGGCCCCCCGGGCGCACAGCAGGUCUCCCAUGCCACCACCGGGACAUCUCUCCCUGCGGAGGGGGCGUGGCGCCCCCCUCCUCCUCCUGGGGCUGCUGCUGGCCCUGCCACCUGCCGCCCAGGGGCUCCCCGAUGUUGGCCUCUCAGCUGCGCAGACUGCCCAUCAGCACCCCCAGAAGCACUUCGCACAAGGCACCCUCAAACCUGCCGCUCACCUUGUUGGAGACCCCAGCGCCCGGCACGCGCUGCGCUGGAGAGCGAGCACGGACCGCGCCUUCCUCCGCCACGGCUUCACCCUGCGCAACAACUCGCUGCUGGUCCCCGCCAGCGGCCUCUACUUCAUCUACUCCCAGGUGGUCUUCUCGGGGCAGGGCUGCUGCCCCGCGGCCAGCCCGGCCCCCAUCUACCUGGCGCACGAGGUGCAGCUCUUCUCCGCCCAGUACCGCUCCCACGUGUCCCUCCUCAGCGCUCAGAAGUCCGUGAGCCCCGGGCCGCAGGGGCCCUGGGUGCGCUCGGUGUACCAGGGCGCCGUGUUCCUGCUCGCCCGGGGCGACCAGCUCUCCACCAGCACCGACGGCAUCGACCACCUGCUCCUCGGGCCCAGUACUGUCUUCUUUGGAGCUUUCGCGCUGUAGAAAAUUCCAGAAAGAAAACAAAUUGGUUUCCAGGCCUUCUCCCCAUCUUGCCUCCACCCUGACCAUCUCAAAGGUCACCUUGCCUGUGACCAUUCCAGCAGUCUCAGGUCUCCCUGCUCAUGUCACCUGGAGCUUCAAAGAAGGCGCCCUGGGCACCCAGGGUCCCCUCCCCAGCUGCCCAGAUCCCACUGCGCUCCGGGCGCCUGGACGCUCCCACCCAGAGCUCUGCUCUGUGCUGCCCGCCUGGAGGACAGGGAGGGCGGGGACAGGGAGGGGAGCAGGCACGCCGGGAGCAGGUGGCUGUCUGGAGGCGGGGAGGGGGAUUAUUUAUAAGGAGAAAAAAAUAAGUUAUUUAUUUAUGGAGGAUGGAGGGAAGGGAGAAAUAGGGGACAUGAGAGGAGACAGAGAUAAGUGUGCCCACCCGAUGGGGCGGGGGACAUCUCGGGAUGCCCUGGAGGGGCCAGGUGGUCCGGCCAGGCCCUAGGAGAAGAGCCCCAUCGCCCAACACCUGCCAGGAGACAUCGGCACCUCCCUGAGGCCCAAUAAACCUUUUUCUGCGAGAUG